GUGAAGUGGGACUUCGAUGGAUCGGAGGCCGAACUUGAGUCUUCUGACGUUGAGGCCAAGUAUGGAAACAGCUUUUUCGACGCCGAGGUUGUGGAGGUUGCAGAAGACGGCAAGGUAAAGAUCAAGUGGGGUCACGACGGGUCGGAAGCCGACUUAGACCCCUCAGAUGUCAAAGCCAAAGCAAAAGAGGAGGAUGACACCCCUCCUGCGGAGCUCAAAGAGGGAGACAAGGUGGAAGCAAAAUUUGAGGACAAAUUUCACGAUGCGGAGGUUGUCGUGCCACAGACGGAGGAUGGCAAAGUGAAGAUCAAGUGGGGCUUUGAUGGAAGCGAAGCGGAAGUGGCGCCAGACGAGGUCAAGGUCAAGCCCGAAGCACCGCCAGAACCGCCGGAGAAGCUUCUGGUCAUCGGGUUUCUCCGACCCAGACUCGAGGUGGAGUUGCGAACGCUGAAUCGAAUCGAGGCGAAGGCUGCUGGUCACUGUGCCGCUAAUCCAAAAGCUUCCUUCGACGGCCCCGGCGUGGGCAUCAGCGUUAUGGAGCUGAACACCAGCGACGGUACACUCGGAAGGCUCAUUGGAAAAGGUGGCUCCAUGAAGACGAAGAUAGUUAACGUCUCUGGCUGUAGCCUGGAAUACAUGGGGAAGGACACGGAUUUGAAGCUUGCCUACGUUCUGGGCACCGGAGAGGAGCGAGCAAGGACGUGCGCGCUUCUGGAUCUUCUGCAGCAUUCUGUGGAUUUCCGAACCAGGGCUACCGAGCUCCCAGCUGCGCUCCAG
Molecule: messenger RNA, 777 nt
Organism: Symbiodinium pilosum
Lineage: Eukaryota; Dinophyceae; Suessiales; Symbiodiniaceae
Source: the annotation of a GenBank genome assembly